GGGCUCGCAGACACCAGCUCAGACACCGAGGAGCCCCAGGCUGCAGAGAUAAACAAGCCUCCCUGGGAGAAAAGAAGGAUUUGGAGUUACCCGCCGCGAUGUCGGACAGAAGCCCCUUCGAAACAGACAUGCUCACCCUGACCCGCUACGUUAUGGAGAAAGGGCGUCAGGCCAAAGGGACGGGGGAGCUCACACAACUGCUGAACUCCAUGCUGACGGCCAUCAAAGCCAUCUCCUCGGCUGUGCGCAAGGCCGGCCUGGCCCACCUGUAUGGAAUUGCGGGAACUGUGAAUGUGACCGGGGAUGAGGUGAAGAAACUGGACGUGUUAUCCAAUGCCCUGGUCAUCAACAUGCUGCAAUCCUCCUACAGCACCUGUGUCCUGGUUUCGGAGGAGAAUAAAGAUGCCAUCAUCACACCCAAGGAGAAGAGGGGGAAGUAUGUGGUCUGCUUUGACCCAUUGGAUGGAUCUUCAAACAUUGACUGCUUGGCCUCCAUUGGAACCAUCUUUGCCAUCUAUAGAAAGACCUCAGAGGACGAACCUUCUGAAAAGGAUGCUUUGCAGCCAGGCCGAAAUAUUGUGGCUGCAGGCUAUGCCCUCUAUGGUAGUGCAACCCUGGUGGCUCUUUCCACUGGGCAAGGAGUGGACCUCUUCAUGCUUGACCCAGCACUUGGUGAAUUUGUCCUAGUGGAAAAAGAUGUCAAGAUAAAACAGAAAGGAAAGAUAUACAGUCUCAAUGAGGGUUAUGCCAAGUAUUUUGAUGCUGCCACCUCAGAAUACGUGCAGAAAAAGAAAUUUCCUGAGGAUGGCAGUGCUCCCUAUGGGGCCCGGUAUGUGGGCUCUAUGGUGGCUGAUGUACACCGUACCCUGGUCUAUGGAGGAGUCUUCCUGUACCCAGCGAACCAGAAAAGUCCGAAGGGCAAGCUCCGGCUCCUGUAUGAGUGCAAUCCUGUGGCCUAUAUCAUAGAGCAGGCUGGAGGCCUGGCGACCACAGGCACUCAGCCCGUGCUGGAUGUGAAGCCAGAGACCAUUCACCAACGAGUCCCCCUCAUUCUGGGGUCCCCGGAUGAUGUGCAGGAAUACCUCACCUGUGUACAGAAAAGCCAGGCAGGCAGGUAGUGGGUUUGACCCUGAAAACUGCCUUGUCUUUGUCUUGUCCUUUUUAUUAAGGGCCCUGAGUGAACAAUAGUUAUAAACAGUGGUGAUGGGUAACAAAAGGCAAAGCUCUUAAAUCACACCGAGAAGAUCACAGCAAAGUGCUCCUCACAGCUCUUGAAGCCAGAGGCAAUUCUGUACUGGGUAUGAAGGGCUCAAAAUAAAAACCCACAUGUGGAAAGAACAA
Molecule: messenger RNA, 1341 nt
Organism: Nyctereutes procyonoides (raccoon dog)
Lineage: Eukaryota; Metazoa; Chordata; Mammalia; Carnivora; Canidae
Gene: FBP2
Product: fructose-bisphosphatase 2
Exons: 7
Coding region: 99-1118 (339 amino acids)
Biological process (GO): sucrose biosynthetic process; fructose 1,6-bisphosphate metabolic process; gluconeogenesis
Cellular component (GO): cytoplasm; cytosol
Molecular function (GO): fructose 1,6-bisphosphate 1-phosphatase activity
Source: RefSeq, a predicted model, not a curated record